AUGAAUAACAGCUUAUAUAAAUUUUUAGAGGUAAGUAUAUUGGCAGGUGGAUUUUUUUUUAUUUGGUAUUUAACUAGUGAAAAAAGAUUAAAAAGAAAAAAAAAAAUUAUAAAAGAAAAUAUUUUAUUGAUAUUAAGGCAUUUAUGCCUAGAAAUAUAUAAAAUAUUAAAUGAAACAUCAAAAACCAGCAAAAAUGUUUAUGAUAUGCUGAAAGAUCAGCCCAAUGCAAGUAUUGAGUUAAGUAAAUUAGAAGAAGUGUUAUUAAAUAAUGGUUGUAAAAAAAAAAUUGAAGAUACUGAAAAAGAGGUUUUAAAUAAAUUUAACUUAAGUGUAGAAGAUUUUUAUGAUGAAUUAAAAAAUUAUGAAAAAGAUGCAGAUAUUCAAAAAUCUCUUAAAUCAAUAAAAAAGAUGUAUAAUGAAUCAUUACUAGGCUUACAACCAAAAUUGCCUUCAAUUGAUGAAAAUAUUUCAGAAGAUAUAAUUAUUAAUUUAACUAGCAUGAUUUAUAAGGAAAAAAGAAAGGUAUAUAAAUCAGAAAUAAAUUCAAUGAUUAAGAAAAAUGAAAAUUUAAAUGUAGAUACAUUUUCAAACGCAGAAUUUUUUGAAAAGUUGCAGAAGUCUACUGAACAUGUAGAAGAAAAAGUCAUUAAAGAAAAUAUUAAUCUUAUACCAAAUCUAUUUACUUUUAAAUAUCUUGUAAAUUAUUAUUCUAAUAACGAAAGUUUUCUACAAAAAAAAAAAUAUUUAGAAUCAAAACAUGGAGAGAAAAUGAUUAAAAUAUUAAAAAUUAAAAAAAAUAAAAAAAAAAAAAAAGUUACCAAAGAUAGCAGUAAUAAUAGCUUAAGAAGUACUCCUAGCUUUACCUCUUUGGGUGAUAAUCAGAACUCAGAUAGAAGUGUUAUUACUAGUCAAAUUAAUAUAAAUAAAUUGGAAAGCAAAGAAAAUUUAGAUAAAAUUAAUGAACUUGAGGAUAAACAUAACAUCGAAGAUCAAAUAUGUAAUUCAGAAAAAAUAAAAAAUGAAAAAGAUACAAAUGAAAUAGAAAUUAAAAAAAUUUUGAAUGAAGUGCAAUAUGAAAAUGAAGCAAAAAAUAAUGAAAAUUUAUUAAAUAAAGAUGCAAAUGAAAAUAAAGAAAAUGAAAAUAUAACUGAAAAUGAAGAUAUAAUUAAAAAUAAAAAAAUUGAAGACCAAAAUAUAGUUGAGAAUGAAAAUAUAAAUAAAAAAGAGAAUGAAGAUAUAAUUGUAAAUGAAGGUAUAGUUGAGAAUGAAAGUAUAAAUAAAAAAGAAAAUGAAGAUAUAGUUGAGAAUGAAAGUAUAAAUAAAAAAGAAAAUGAAGAUAUAGUUGAGAAUGAAAAUAUAAAUAAAAAAGAAAAUGAAGAUAUAAUUGAGAAUGAAAAUAUAAAUAAAAAAGAGAAUGAAGAUAUAAUUGAAAAUGAAGAUAUAGUUGAGAAGGAAAGUAUAAAUAAAAAAGAAAAUGAAGAUAUAGUUGAGAAGGAAAGUAUAAAUAAAAAAGAAAAUGAAGAUAUAGUUGAGAAUGAAAAUAUAAAUAAAAAGGAAGAGAGUGAAGAUAAAAUAAUUCAAAAUAUAAGUCAUGAUAUAAAUGGUAACCCCAAUAACAUUAAAGGGACUACAAAUGAUGAAGUUUUGAAUGAAAAUAACAAAGAAAAAAGCUAUAUUCAUGAAAAAGAAAAGGAAUUUGACAAAACUGAAUGUGAAUUGAAAGAUGAACACAAUAAAAUUAAGAAUAAUUUUGAAAUGAAAGACGAUAUUGAAAUAACGAGUUCUUUAGAACAUUCUUGCGAUAAAGAAGAGUCACAUGAAAAUGAUUUGCCAUAUAUUAAAGGACAAGAAAAAAAUGAGAAUUUAGGUCAAAAUAAUUUAGAAAGUAAAAAAGACAUACCAAUAAAAAGUAAUGGGAAAAAAAAGAAAUGGAAAAGGAAGUAG
Messenger RNA from Plasmodium relictum, 1944 nucleotides. RefSeq names its product conserved Plasmodium protein, unknown function. The record is from RefSeq and is a predicted model, not a curated record. Bases 1 to 1944 code for a protein of 647 amino acids. The transcript has a single exon. Lineage: Eukaryota; Apicomplexa; Aconoidasida; Haemosporida; Plasmodiidae.